AUGGACGUUCCCGGAGCCACUACCACCAGCGGCCAGACGGCGCAAGACGACCAGCAACAACCCCGAGGUACCACCACGCCAGCGGCUCAGACAGGCACAGCCGGGGCAGAAAAUGCAGAGCCGGCGGCACCCAUUUCCAAGAACGCGCUCAAGCGUCUCCGGCGCGCACAAGAAUGGGAGGACGGCCGGGAGGACCGCAAGCGACGCCGGCGAGAGAAGCGCGUGGCCAGCAAGGCCCGCCGCCGCGAGGAGCGAGCAGAGCUGCUGGCCCAGGGAGCCGACCCUGCCGUCUUGUUCGCCAAGAAGACGCCCGCGCGCCUUGUCCCCGUCUCGCUCAUUCUCGACUGCGACUUUGAGGAGUACAUGACGGACAAGGAGCGGAUUUCGCUGUCGAGCCAGGUGACGCGGUGCUACUCGGAGAACCGCAACUUCAAGUACAAGUCUCACCUUUGGGUCAGCGGGUGGCGGGGCAAGCUCAAGGAGCGGUUCGAAACGGCCAUGGAGAACCAGCACGCUCACUGGAAGGGGGUCGGCUUCGAAGAGGGCGACUUCCUGGCCGCGGCGGCGCGGGCGCGGGAGGGCAUGAGGUCCGCGGGGGGCGAGAUGAUUGACGCCUUGCAGAGGAGUGUGGGCAGGCCGGCCAGGUGGGAAAAGGACGAGAGGGAGCCGUUCCCCCUGUCCGGGCCGGUGCCCGAGCUCAACGACGAGUACGCGGAUGUGGUCUAUCUGACGUCCGAGUCGCCCUACACGCUGGAGAGGCUGGAGCCAAACACGAGUUAUGUCAUUGGCGGGCUGGUGGACAAGAACCGCGAAAAGGGACUGUGUUACAGACGCGCCGUGGAAAGGGGCAUUCGCACGGCCAGGUUGCCGAUAGGGCAGUAUAUGAAGCUGCGGACGCGGCAGAUUCUCGCUACGAACCAUGUGGUGGAGAUUAUGUUGCGGUGGCUGGAGUGCGAGGACUGGGCCGAGGCGUUUAUGCGCGUCAUUCCGAAACGAAAAGGGGUUGAGAUGAUUGCAGACGGGGAUGAGGAGAAGACGGGUAAUGGCGAUGAAGAUGGAGAUGAAGGAGAUCAGGAUGGGGACGGAGAGAAGAAUGGAGAGGACGAGGCCAAGGGCAGCAAUGGUCAAGACCCAAAGGAGAGCUGA
Metarhizium acridum CQMa 102 is the source of this 1146-nucleotide messenger RNA. RefSeq names its product tRNA (guanine(9)-N(1))-methyltransferase (gene TRM10). Gene Ontology annotation, biological process: tRNA N1-guanine methylation. Gene Ontology annotation, cellular component: nucleus. Lineage: Eukaryota; Fungi; Ascomycota; Sordariomycetes; Hypocreales; Clavicipitaceae. The record is from RefSeq and is a predicted model, not a curated record. Gene Ontology annotation, molecular function: tRNA binding.